AUGAGCAAUUUUCCAGACUCUGCAUUACCGUCAUUGAGCAGGUCUUCAUUAGCUUUUAAGUUUCUCACCACAUUGCACUUUCUAUUUGACAGUAUAUCACUCAGUGCUUUCUUCUGGAAGUAAUAGAGAUCUUCCAACAUAUCCGAUUUCUCGACAUAGUAUGGAGUAUUUGUUGCUGGUUUCAUUUUUCAUCUUGUUUUUUCUUAAAAUUUAGUAUUUGUGUCUUUUUGGGGUGUUAAGUUUAUCUCCCAUCAUCACCUCUCCAUCCUCCUUCUCCAAAACGCACAUCAUCACAUCGUCUUUACAUGUCAGGCACUAUAGACAGAGCAGGUUUUCGCAUGAUGCAUGAUUCUAAAAGUUUUUCUAUAUCUAAUUCUUCUAAUUUUCAGUUACAAUUAUACUCCUCGUAAUGAUUCCUCUGAUGAACAAGAAGUACAUUCAACAACUUCGGAGUUGACUGAGAGAAACUCUUCGAUAUUAAACGGUCCGUCAGGUUCAUCGAUUCCAGUAAUCACCUCGAAUGGAAAUACUAGAGAUAAUUUUCGAAGGUCUUAUAAUAGAGCAAGCAAAAUCAGGAGAAGGAAUACUUAUAAUCGAAAAAAUCGUGGAGUACUCUUCCUUAAAAAUUUGUGUUUUAAUAUUGACGAAGGAGAUCUUAGAAGAAUUUUUGGUGGUUAUGGAAGGAUUUUGAACAUUGCUGUUCAUCGUAAUACAAAUGGUAACUCUUUGGGGUCGGGGGAAGUUGUCUUUAUGGAUAUAAGAGAUGCUUCUCGAGCUCAACAUGCUCUUUCUGGGUACAGAGGCAUGAUGAUUAAUAUUGUUCCUGGUUUGUAAGAUUUGUUGUUUAAGUAAUAAAAGGAUUAUUAAAAGAAAAGCAUUUUUUGUGUGUAUUUUAUUUAUUGCUAAAAUAGUAAUACGUAGAAUCGUGUCAGUGGAAUGUAUCAUUUAUAUCGCGAUAAAUAUUUUUCAUUCUCGCGUUGUACAUAUCUGUUUUGACUGUUAUGCUUUAAUUUUCAUUUAAAAAAUAUAGGCGUUUAUAAGGCAUACGAAAUUUCUGAAUAUCACAGUCAUAAACAGAUAGAUAAGUUGUAGGAAAAUAUAAUUCUAUUACUUAUAUUUAUUGCGUAAAGACAAUUACAUUGAAUAUAUAUUAUUUAUAAUUAGCGUGGUUCUAGAUAUAAAUUCCAUUUUGUACUAUACAAUCGAAAGAGAGGAGGGUUCUCAGUUCGCAAACCUUACAGUACUUAAUAUAGAUGCCUCUAGGAUUAUCACAAUUAUCUUUUAAAAGAGUCACGUAAAUAAAACUUUACGCUUCCUCGUUGCCAUGUUUUGGGUUUUGUUGAGCGACUUUUAUACAAAAAAAAAGAUUAAAAUUACUAAG
This is a messenger RNA of Onthophagus taurus, 1381 nucleotides long. RefSeq names its product RNA binding protein fox-1 homolog 2-like. Lineage: Eukaryota; Metazoa; Arthropoda; Insecta; Coleoptera; Scarabaeidae. The record is from RefSeq and is a predicted model, not a curated record. Gene Ontology annotation, molecular function: RNA binding.